ACAACAUCCAGUCGUCAGUACGUCACUACUCCUCGUCCUUUCUCCAUUGUCCACAUAACAUGCUGCUAAAAGGAGACCUACCUUGAUGCUUGUAGUGAAUACAAACUACAAAUGGACCGCAGUUUGAAGCGACGUCAGGUGAAGCCUCUUGCUGCCUCUCUCUUGGAUGCCUUGGAUUACGACAGCUCAGAUGACAGUGACUUUGAAGUUGGAGAUGCCUCAGGGUCAGAUGGUACAGGCAAUGGCAGCGAUGAGGAAGGGUCUAAAGCGAGCGCCGCAGGAUCAGAAAGCGAAUCGGACAAUGCUGCGUCUGCAGAGGAUGGUAUAGAUGAGGAGGAGGCUAAAGACCUGGCUGCUGAGGACAACUUAACCGAGGAUGAGGACAAGAACAAACAGCAGCCGUCCUCGGACAGUUCCACCAAAGACACACCCACUGUCACCCCGGCAAAAGGCAAACGCAAAAGCAAGAAGACUCCCGAGCCAGAACCGGCAGCCGAUCCUGCGGCUGAAUCUACCUUGACGUCCGAACCUAGCAAUGUGAAUGCUGAAGAGUCUCAAGCCGAGCCUAAGAAAUGGAAUUUCCGCAGGAAUCGCCCCCUGCUUGACUUCACUACCAUGGAAGAACUGAAUGAAAUGGACGACUAUGACAGUGAAGAUGACAACGACUGGAGGCCCACAGCUGGGAAGAAGAAAAGCAAAGCAGCUGCUCAGAAAGGAGGCCCCGAGGAAGAGGAUGGGGGCAGCGCCAGUGACGACGAAGACGACGAUAACGACGAUGACGACGACGACGAUGAUGACGACGACGAUGACGACGACGACAAGGAAGAUGGUGAUGACAACAACAACAACAGUAGCAGUGAUAGUGAAAAAGAGGUGAAAAAGCCUAAGAAGAAGACGAAGAGUGGCAGUGCUUUUGAUGAGGAGCUGACAAAUGAUAGCAUGUCCCAAGGAAAGGGCAACGAGGACGCUUUGCUCGACCGGUCCCAGACCUGGAGCACUCAGCACAUCCUCAUCUGCUGCGUUUGUCUGGGAGACAACAGUGAGGAUGCAGAUGAAAUCAUCCAGUGCGAUAACUGUGGGGUCACUGUGCACGAAGGGUGUUACGGCGUGGAUGGCGAGAGCGACUCGAUUAUGAGCUCGGCCUCCGAGAAUUCGACGGAGCCGUGGUUCUGUGACGCCUGUAAGAACGGAGUGACUCCCAGCUGUGAGCUGUGCCCAAACCAGGAUGGAAUCUUCAAAGAGACAGAUGCUGGAAGAUGGGUGCAUGUGGUUUGUGCUCUUUACGUUCCUGGAGUAGCGUUCGGGGACAUCGAUAAACUGCGACCAGUGACACUGACGGAGAUGAAUUAUUCAAAAUACGGAGCCAAGGAGUGCAGUUUCUGCGAGGACGCCCGCUUCGCCAGGACCGGUGUAUGCAUCAGCUGUGAUGCAGGAAUGUGUCGUUCCUACUUCCAUGUCACCUGUGCACAGAGGGAAGGACUUCUCUCUGAGGCUGCAGCAGAAGAGGAUAUUGCAGAUCCAUUUUUUGCGUACUGUAAACAGCACGCAGACCGCUUUGACAGGAAGUGGAAAAGGAAGAAUUACCUGGCUUUACAGUCGUAUUGUAAGGUCUCUCUGCAGGAGAGGGAGAAACAGCUCACUCCUGAGGCUCAGGCCCGAAUCACCACCCGCCUGCAGCAGUACCGGGCAAAAGCAGAGCUGUCCAGGAACACCCGGCCUCAGGCGUGGGUUCCCCGAGAGAAACUGCCGCGACCUCUAACCUCUAGUGCCUCAGCCAUCAGGAAGUUGAUGAGAAAGGCAGAACUGAUGGGCAUCAGCACCGACAUUUUCCCCGUGGACACGUCCGAUGCCAACGCCAGCAUGGACGGACGCAGGAAACACAAGCAGCCCGCUCUCACAGCUGACUUCGUCAACUACUACCUGGAGCGGAACAUGCGAAUGAUCCAGAUCCAGGACAACAUCUCAGAGCAGAAGAACCUAAAAGACAAGCUGGAGAGCGAGCAAGAAAAACUGCAUGUGGAGUACAACAAGCUCUGCGAGUUCCUGGAGGAGCUGCUGAAUGUGAAUGGGGAGCUGCGGAGUGAAGGCCAGGCCAUCUGGACUCUGCUGGGGGGCAUCCUGGGCCAGAAACUAAAUACCCCAGCAAUCCUGAAAGCCCCCAAAGAGAGGAAGCCCAACAAGAAGGAGGGAGGAUCCCCAGGGAAGUCAGCAAGCCUGCCAGCUAUCCUCUACAGUUGUGGCAUCUGUAAGAAAAACCAGGACCAACAUCUGCUGGUGCUGUGCGACACAUGCAAGCUCUACUAUCACCUGGGCUGCCUGGAGCCACCGCUAACACGAAUGCCGAAGAAGACAAAGAAUAGCUACUGGCAAUGCUCUGAGUGCGACCAGGCCAGCAGCGAUGAAGCCGAUAUCGCUAUGGAGACGUUACCUGACGGCACCAAGAGGUCCAGGAGGCAGAUCAAAGGACCAAUCAAAUUCAUCCCACAGGAGAUGUCGCCGGAGCCCAAGAAACAUCAAGUGAGAGGCACGAGAACCAGAGGUCAGAAGAGGAAGCGAGUUCCCAUCUGUGAAGACAGAGACGAUAAAAUCGAGGAACCACUGCCACGUGAACGCCGACAGCGCCAGUCUGCAAUGCAGAAAAAACCCAAAGCAGACGACACGAGGACUGAGUGUACAACCUGCAAAGGACCGGGCGACAACGAAAACCUCGUGAGGUUGUGAGAACCGGGGCAGCCACCUCACCUCCCAUAAAAACUGGGGACAGAUGACCGUUGGCUUAGAGACAGAGAGAGGCAAAUUGAGGCAUUUGAAGAAUGACGCUCGGGUCAGGCUGAAGACCGUCACACCGUCACACCGCCCCGCGACCACCUCUGAUCCAAACUGGACCGGCAACUGUCCAACGAAAAUUGAGCAGAGCUGUCUGAGUCUAAACACGGAACACUAAAUGCUGAAGUGCGGCUGGAGCACUUGAAUCCUUUUUUUUCUUCUUCUUCUUUUUUUUGUUAAAUUGAAUUGCUUUUCCAUACUACCCGUAACUUGAUUGAUUGUUUGUGUGCUUUGGGUGCAAGUUUUUGACAAACUUAUUUAUACAAUUCAUGUUUCAAAACACAGUAUCUUUCUUAGGUUGAAAACAAUAUUAAAUACAGAAUAAAUCUAGAGCUUACCACUAGGGGAACUGAUGGAUGUACAAUUUAUCUGUAAGACAUUCAAAAAAUACCACACAGUCCUGUCAUUACUUCUUUAUUGUAAAGUGUUUCCUUUAGAACCAGGAUGUUGCUGGUGGACAUUAGACACAUAAGGACGUAUCAGACACAAAGGCUGAAAGGUGGCACCUUUCACCUAAAAGUUUCUGGUGAUUUCUGAGUUUAUUAGUUGCAGUAUUCCCACUGAUGACACAUGAACACGACUGUCUGCGCUGCAACUUUGAGUGAAGCUGGAGGACGUAUUUCAUGGGAUCUUUAGGAUUGUUUUCAAAUAUAAUAAGUCCAUCCGAAGCCCACGAGGUCCUUGAACGUCCGCGUGUCAGCUGAGUUUGUUCGGCCGCUUGCUUCAAAACUGCACUCUUUUUUUAUUUGAUUAUUAUUAUUUUUUUAUUUGAUUUUAUUUUUGCAUCUUCUGACUUUGGACUCAAAUAAACACAAAUAAAUCCUCUCUAUGCCUCUAGGUGCUCACCUGCAUCCACUAACACGUGAAUUCUUUCAGAGCAACAGAGUUUUUUUUUUUUUUUUUUCUCUCCGAGGCUGGUGUUCUGCACUUUUGCCCUCUAUAAAUGACUUCUCGUCAGAACCGAUCAGUAUUAUUGAUUGAAGUCAUCUACUACCCAAUCACUCUGAGCUUUUCAGUGUAAAUCUGAUUAAUUGCAGACACACUUGAACCUAGACUAGAGUAUUGUGUUGUUUUUUUUUUUUAAGUAUGUGGAGGACCAAACUUAUUCAGAGAAGUCACGUUAUGCGUAGAAAAAUAAGUAAACACUUUACUUUCUGUUGUAUCACGUAUAGCAGUGAAGUAAUGCUAACAUAAAGUGUCUGUAGUAGAAGCAAACUAGCGUAGUUAGCGGUAAUAGCAUUUAAAUAUUAGUCCGAAUGUCUUAGGUUCCAUUAGGGACUUAGAAGUCUUCCUCUGUUUCUGUAUCUGGAAGUGACAGUCAAACUGACGCGUCCUCAGAAAGAAGCCCAGCUUCGUCUCCUCGUCCCCGGUCGCCCAUAUUUCUGUCAAAACAACAGCUGCAUGCUGCUCUGUCAGGGCGCAUGACGAGUGUCACAUCCUGCCCUCACAUGUCACUCCGUUGCCUACCCGGGGUCCUGUGUGCAUGCUUUUGGGAGCAGUCGAACCGGUGGAGUUUGCUGCUGGUUUGGUCUCCGUAAGGUCCCGGUGCAGAAAUGACUCGCUGACUCCCGUCCAGCCCCCCCCCCCCCCCCCGUCUUUCCCAUCAUUCGCAGACGGGAUGGGCCAGUCUCAGAAAGUGUGCGUCCCUCCUACAAUGCAUGGAUAUAUCUAUUUACCCAGAUCUGUACAAAAUUUUAAAACCGAAAAUAAGUCGUGUGGUCUUGUAGAAUUUGAAUGCCGGGUAGCGUCGUAGCGUGAUAGUGUGUACAGUAUUUAUUGAUGAGGCCAUACAUGCAUAUAUGUGUUUCUGUUGUGUGCCUAGAUACUUGAUUAUAUCAUAAGCCUGUGUUGUGAACAGAGUUGAACUCUGAUUUGUGGUGCAGUCGUGAACCGACUGCGUCAUUUUCUUUAUUUGCCAAACAUUUGUUUACCGAGGUAUGUUUAAGGGAACAUUUUCUGAUAAAUUGUGUGCUGUAAUACUGUGGUUGUGUAUGAAGUAAGAAUGUGAAUGUUGCUGCUGUUGUGUAUUUGAAGUGUCUCAGCCUCUGGCCUAUAGCUCUUGGAAAAUUAAGCAGAGCUUUAAUAAACUCUUGACUUUUUCACCUUA
Mugil cephalus (flathead mullet) is the source of this 4933-nucleotide messenger RNA. RefSeq names its product PHD finger protein 14 (gene phf14). Gene Ontology annotation, biological process: regulation of transcription by RNA polymerase II. Bases 112 to 2721 code for a protein of 869 amino acids. Lineage: Eukaryota; Metazoa; Chordata; Actinopteri; Mugiliformes; Mugilidae. The transcript has 17 exons. The record is from RefSeq and is a predicted model, not a curated record.